Molecule: messenger RNA, 318 nt
Organism: Helobdella robusta
Lineage: Eukaryota; Metazoa; Annelida; Clitellata; Rhynchobdellida; Glossiphoniidae
Exons: 2
Coding region: 1-318 (105 amino acids)
Source: RefSeq, a predicted model, not a curated record
AUGUCCCGACGGUUUCGAGAUUUCGAUACCGAUUUUAGGAUUCCGAUACAAAUUUCAGGAUUCCGAUACAGAUUUCAGAAUCCCGAUACGAUUCGAAACGAGACGAUAGCGGUUUCAGGAUUCCAAUACCGAUUUCAGGAUUCCGAUACCGAUUUCAGGAUUCCGAUACCGAUUUCAGGAUUCCGAUACCGAUUUCAGGAUUCCGAUACCGAUUUCAGGAUUCCGAUACCGAUUUCAAGAUUCCGAUACCGAUUUCAGGAUUCCGAUACCGAUUUCAGGAUUCCGAUACGAUUCGAUAUCACAGUUAUACAUCUAUAG